Penicillium pulvis is the source of this 2082-nucleotide messenger RNA. RefSeq names its product SET domain protein. Bases 1 to 2082 code for a protein of 693 amino acids. The transcript has 4 exons. The record is from RefSeq and is a predicted model, not a curated record. Lineage: Eukaryota; Fungi; Ascomycota; Eurotiomycetes; Eurotiales; Aspergillaceae. Gene Ontology annotation, biological process: peptidyl-lysine monomethylation. Gene Ontology annotation, molecular function: protein-lysine N-methyltransferase activity.
AUGUUCGAUUGUGGGCAAGAAAACAAUUUGCAACCGAGAAAAGCCGAAAAAGUAGUUAUUGGAGCCAUGGCCUUCCCAUCAGAGGAGAUCAGGAAAAACCCCCUGGAAGCCCAUACACAUCUAUUAAAAUGGGUUUGCAGCCAAGGAGGUCACAUAAAUGAUACUGUGUGCAUAGCCCACGACGACCAGCGCGGCGUCCAUCUCCAAGUGAAAGCCGACUGGCCUACAACAGUCCCAAAGGAGACGAAGGUAAUAAAUGCGCCCUUAGGCGUGACAAUGUCCUACUUCAACGCAGUAGAUUACAGCUCCGCGAAGGGGUCGUUCUCUUCGCAUGGCGUGAAGCUCCCGCAGGCGUUCAUUGAAGGCGUGGGAUUGGCAGAGACGAUGACUUUCUUCCUCAUCGCCCACUUUCUGCGGGGAGAGCAGAGCUUCUGGUACCCGUAUUUACGGACUUUGCCACAGCCCGGACAGAUGACGACACCGCUGUUCUUUGGAGAGGAAGAUGUGGAUUGGUUACAGGGAACGGGAAUCCCGGAUGCUUCGGUGUCGAGGUAUCGGGAUUGGGACAAGCAGUAUGAUUUCUCGAUCGAGAAGUUGGAGCAGGCUGGAUUUGAGGGAUUUGAGGCGUUUACCUGGGAUUUGUACCUCUGGGCAUGGACGAUUCUUACGUCUCGUGCGUUCUCGGCUAAGGUGCUGUCAAGUGCUGUAGAGGACGCUGAUCUCCCGGAGGAGGGUAUUUCAGUGCUGUUACCGCUCAUUGAUCUGCCAAAUCAUCGACCAUUGGCAAAGGUCGAGUGGAGAGCAGGCGAAGAAGAUGUUGGCAUGAUUAUUCUGGAAGAUGCCUCGCCAGGUCAGGAGAUCUCCAAUAAUUAUGGCCCUCGGAACAAUGAGCAAUUGCUCAUGAAUUAUGGAUUCACUAUCACCAACAACCCAACGGACUACCGGAUUGUAAAACUGGGGGUGGCACCAGACAGUGCCCUCGGCCAAGCGAAAGCCCGCCAGAUCCAGAUGUUCCCCCAACUAGCCGCAAAGACUGACGACCAUUACUACAUUUUCAAUGUGUCCUACCCACUCCUUACACCCCAAGGUCCUAUGGAGCACGCAAUCAUUUCACCCGCUCUAUUCAAUGCUCUUGCAAUCAUGGAAGCAAACGACCGAGAGCGCAAGAGGAUACAGAUCGAGGAAUCAAGUAUCUCAAUCCAGGCGACUUACGGUACUAGCCGUAGUGCACUGGCAGCGCUUUCUCAGACCUGCCUUGAGCUCAUUGCACACAUUCUCCAGCUGCAAGGCAGCGCUCAAGACCUGCCAUCAGAGCCGGCCAACCUCAAACAGAUAUUUGCAAAGGUCUACCGCGAAGGCCAAAUAACGAUAGACAAAACCGCAUUGAUCAUCGCGUCCUGGACUAUCGCUCGAGCACGGGAGCACGAACGCGACGAGAGCUGGGAGGGUAUCAAGAGCCUUUUGAACGAGCACAUGUCGAAAAUUCCACCUGACACCUUCCCCGAUGAGGUUAUGUCUCGGACAAAGGUGCGCAUUCUCGAGCGGCAAUCACUUAUCCCGAAGAACGGUGAACUAUUCCGACUUGCGGAGCUCUUCCGUCUCCUGCCGAAAGACCUGCAGGUACCAAGUCAGAAGUACUUCAUAGGACGUGCUGCGAAUGGGCCAUGGGGGACCGACCCGCAAGUGAUGUUUGCGCUCGCAAUUAACUUUUUGGUUGCAACGGCGACAACUGAUGAUCAGGAAAUACAAGCUAAGCUUUCCCCGCGGUUGACUCGAUGGGUUGACUUCUUGGUCAAUGAAUAUCCAUUGCCCGCUGGGAAGGCUGAUGAAUCUGCGUCAGCAGCUCAGCAAUUACUACAAGCUCUCUCGAAGGACCGAGAUGGUUUCCUUCAAUUGGCUGAGCAGGAUGGAGUCACUUGGUUACCCUCGGCUAGCAAAUGGUUGGCUCCGGAAUGGCUACAGUGGGCGUGCAUCGUGGGCGAUGCAGAGCGGGUGUUGAUCCCAGUUGAACCCCUGCAGGUAUUAGUGACAGAUGAACCAACCAUGGCGAAGCAGGCAGUGCUAUAUGUACCACAGCUAUAG